Messenger RNA from Nymphaea colorata (pocket water lily), 1222 nucleotides. RefSeq names its product GATA transcription factor 15-like. The coding region runs from base 242 to 889 and encodes 215 amino acids. NCBI's taxonomy places the organism in Eukaryota, Viridiplantae, Streptophyta, Magnoliopsida, Nymphaeales, Nymphaeaceae. The transcript is spliced from 2 exons. Gene Ontology annotation, biological process: regulation of DNA-templated transcription; flower development. The record is from RefSeq and is a predicted model, not a curated record. Gene Ontology annotation, molecular function: sequence-specific DNA binding; zinc ion binding; DNA-binding transcription factor activity.
CACCCUGAGCCCUUCCCUUCCCUUCCCUUCCCGCACUCUCCCUCCUCUCCCAAAAAAGCGAAAAAAAAAAGGGGGAGGUUGCACUCAACGGCCACACUCGCUUCUCUCAGAGCCCGCCACAACUCUCCCUCUCUCUUUCUUGCCCUAGGGGAACGGAGAAGCUCCUGCUCCUCUGCCACUCUCGGUAUCUUCUCGCUCCGUGCUUCUGCUUCGCUCUUGGUCGACCGAUCCGGUGGUGGGGAUGAUUCAGGGAGCGGCUUUGCGGCCGCCGAUCUUGGGGCAGUACCACCUGAAGAAGUUCUGGCUGAAGAAGAAGGAGAUUGAAGAUGCUGCCGAGGAGAUGCUCAACAAGUCCGUCCUCCUCGUCGCCAACUCCCCCUCUUCUUCGCCGCCCUCAUCCUUGCCUUCCAUGUCCGCCACCCCCUCCGUCCAACUUAAGUGUUCUCCGCCUCCCUCCGCCGUUGCAGCCGUAGCGGAGGCUUCCCCGGCUGUGGAGGCACCCGUUUGCGGCGAUGGCGCCUCCGGAUCGCCCUUGUCGGCGAGAGUCCAGAGCUCUAGGGACGCGGAGCCGCAGGGACGGCGAGAUCCGGCGACCGUGAGCCCGAGAUCGACGACGGCAGCUUGUGCUGACUGCAAGACGGAGAAGACUCCACUCUGGAGGAAUGGGCCGCUGGGCCCCAAGUCCUUGUGCAAUGCCUGUGGUAUCCGUUACAAGAAGCUGGGAAAGCGCCAGGUGGGGAAUCCGGCGACGGCACCGGAGGCGGUGGUGGAGGGAAUAGAGAAGAAGAGGAAGAAGAAGAUGAUGGCGAAGAGGUGGAUGAGGGAUGAGGAGGAAGGGGCUCUGCUCCUCAUGGCUCUCUCUUCUCGGCAGCCGCUUUGGACCCACUGACUCAGAUGUUUUUCUUUUCAUCAGUUCACGGGGAAUGGCUGAAGUCGGCCGAGCGAUGGGGGACGCCGCCAUCUCCUGGUGAAGCUUUUGCGUUCUUUUCUUUUUUGGUUCUGCUCGAGCAGAUGCGUAACCUGAUACAUGUAGCAGCUACUGCGAGUUGGGAAGAACUGAACUGCAAGCCGUUGAAUCCUCAUUUCUUCUUUUAGGCAUGCUUUUUUGUAUGUUGAUCUCUCAUAUUUUUCCUUUUCCUGGUCCCCAUGUUCUCAUGCCUCUUCUUGUAACUUUUGUCGCAUUGUACCCCUUGUGAAAUAAUGUCAACCCCCUUUCUCUCUC